UCAAUUUGAGUUUGUCUCAUGGGUUUCUUGAAUUGUUGACGAAUCUGUUGUUUUUUCACUUGGGUUUUUCAUGUUGUUCUGAGUGUAAUUGAGGAACCUAGGGAUUCGAUCGAAGAAAGAGAGAGUAGGGUUGAUUUGACUUUUUAAGAAAAUUAUGGUUUUGAUGUGAAUAAUCUGAUAUGAUUUUAAUCUUGGAGAUUACGCAUCAAGGGUUGGAAUUUGCCUGAUUCUGGUUUCUCGUGCGAUUUAUAUCUAGGGUUUUUGGGGGUUCAGGUGUAAAAACUAAAGAAUUUGAGUGAUUGUGGGAGUGCUAUAUAAUUUAGGUGUCAAAGAUGAGUGACAAUUUGAUGGAGAAACUUAGCGCUUUGGGUGAGCGCUUGAAGAUUGGUGGAGCUGAGGUUGGUCGCAAGAUGAGUGCUGGGAUGACCUCGAUGAGUUUCAAAGUGAAGGAGCUAGUCCAAGGCCCGAAUCAGGUUGAUAAGGUUGUUGAGGACGCAACAGCUGAAACGCUGGACGAGCCUGAUUGGGCCACUAACCUUGAACUUUGUGACAUGGUGAAUCAUGACAGGAUCAACAGCGUUGAUUUGAUCCGUGGAAUAAAGAAAAGGAUCAUGUUGAAGAGCCCUAGGGUUCAGUACUUGGCUAUGGUGUUACUUGAAACUCUAGUUAAGAAUUGUGAGAAGGCAUUCUCGGAGGUUGCGGCGGAGCGGGUGUUGGAUGAGAUGGUGAAGUUGAUUGAUGACCCCCAGACUGUUGUUAACAACAGGAACAAGGCUCUGACACUGAUUGAAGCUUGGGGGGAGUCUUCUGAUGAGCUGCGGUAUUUGCCUGUUUAUGAAGAGACAUACAAGAGUUUGAAAUCAAGGGGCAUACGGUUCCCUGGCCGUGAUAAUGAGAGUUUGGCUCCUAUAUUUACUCCUCCUCGUUCAGUCUCGGCUUCAGAAUCCAGUCCUAAUCUUGCUCAACAACUUGACCAUGAGAUUCCUGCACAAACCUUUUCAGCUGAACAAACAAAGGAAGCAUUUGAUGUGGCUCGAAACAGUAUUGAGCUUCUAACAUCAGUUUUGUCCUCUUCGCCCCAACAAGAUGCUCUAGAGGACGACUUGACAACCACACUUGUACAUCAGUGUCAUCGGUCCCAGUAUACUGUCCAGAGAAUCAUUGAGACUGCAGGGGACAACGAAGCCUUACUUUUUGAAGCCUUGAACGUGAACGAUGAAAUCCAGAAAGUCAUCUCGAGGUAUGAAGAUUUGAAGAAACCUUCUGUCGUUCAUCGGGAGCCCGAGCCUGCUAUGAUUCCUGUAGCCGUGGAGCCCGAUGAUUCACCCCAUUUUGGGAAAGAAGAUGCCCUCAUCAGAAAAUCAGCAACUUCUCGGGCUGCUGGGCCUGCAGGGCACAACGAUGAGAUGAUGGAUGAUCUCGAUGAGAUGAUUUUUGGCACGAAAUCCAGCGGCACAUCUGAAUCGGGGCAGGACACCUCAAAGAAGCCGCAACCCACUAAAGAUGACCUGAUCUCAUUUUGAGCUUCUCUCUUGUAUGAAACACACUUCUGUUGUUGGAUUGGAUUGCUGAAUGGUUUAGGAGCGACGGGUUUAGUUUGGUGCUUGCGAUUUCAUAACCAUUGUGGACAGGACCGGGAUAUUCUCUUUUUUCUUUCUCUUUCAUACGUUUUCGUGCUUUCACUUGCAUUUGUCCAUGCACGUCGUUUCAGGGAUUUGUGUCUGAAUUGGCUAGGUAAUUGCUUGGGGAGCUAUAUACAGAAACGAACAUUAUGAACA
This is a messenger RNA of Rhododendron vialii, 1778 nucleotides long. RefSeq names its product TOM1-like protein 1. Gene Ontology annotation, molecular function: ubiquitin binding; phosphatidylinositol binding. NCBI's taxonomy places the organism in Eukaryota, Viridiplantae, Streptophyta, Magnoliopsida, Ericales, Ericaceae. Bases 333 to 1523 code for a protein of 396 amino acids. The transcript is spliced from 4 exons. The record is from RefSeq and is a predicted model, not a curated record. Gene Ontology annotation, biological process: protein transport to vacuole involved in ubiquitin-dependent protein catabolic process via the multivesicular body sorting pathway.